Molecule: messenger RNA, 492 nt
Organism: Rotaria sp. Silwood1
Lineage: Eukaryota; Metazoa; Rotifera; Eurotatoria; Philodinida; Philodinidae
Source: the annotation of a GenBank genome assembly
AUGGAUUCAUCAUGUUUACGUGAUAAACUGGCUGCUCUUGAAGAAAAAGAUCAAAGUCAGCGAUUAAGCAUUUUUCAAGAGCUCAUUUUAAAACGUUAUGGCUUUAUUUUAAACGCUUGUGUAAGUUAUAAAGAUGAAAAUAUAUAUUAUGUGCAUCUUAGUGGUGGCAUGCUUGUUUAUAUUAUAUCUGAUGUAUAUAAUGUGCAUCGUAAUCGUCGAUCAAUGCGUGUUGCAACCAAUGGAACUACGGAUAGUCAAUUAUCACCACUUGAUUGUGGUUUUUAUUGGUGUUGGAAUUUUUGCUUAGGUAAAAAAUGGCGAAGUUCUCAGACUGGUGAAGAAAAAUAUCAGGAUAUUAUGUUGGCUGAUUUUCGUGCUUUUUGUGCUAAUGACAAGAAUCGUUUACUCAAUUUUUGGAAUGAAGCUAAUGAAAUAGCGAAUAUAAAAAUGACUGAAAAUCAACAGCAAAAAGAACAAUAUGGUGAUAAUUAA